Molecule: messenger RNA, 2401 nt
Organism: Drosophila sulfurigaster albostrigata
Lineage: Eukaryota; Metazoa; Arthropoda; Insecta; Diptera; Drosophilidae
Product: ras-related protein Rab-5A-like
Exons: 4
Coding region: 229-879 (216 amino acids)
Molecular function (GO): GTP binding; GTPase activity
Source: RefSeq, a predicted model, not a curated record
CCAUUAUGAAUCCGUUCUUCGUAUUUAUGAAAAUCUAAUUAAAGAACAUAAUACAAAUCGACUGGUGAGUAUAUAAUAAUAUAUAAUAUAUUGAAUCACACGCCGCAAGCAAUAAAAAAUAAAUGCUUUAAAAUCAUAUAUACAAUUCCCGAGUACUGGAAUUACUCGCAUUUAAUUACAUGCUCAGUUUAUGGUCUAAGCUCAUAGAGUACGUAUCAAAAAACAAUUAUGGGACGGUUCUCCACUAUCAAAAAGGUCAGCAGAUUCGAUGUUAUGUUGCUUGGAGAUAAAGAAGUGGGCAAAACAUCAUUACUCUCGCGGUUGAUAGACGAAAAUUCUAUAGAGUUAAAGAAAACAUCAAGCACCGCUGGAGCUGAGAAUGUAGUAAAGACAAUUGUGUUGCCUGAUGCCUAUAUAAAACUUAACAUUUGCGAUACUCCCGGACAUGAACGUUUUAUUCACCUGCUGCGAACAUAUUACCAAAAUUGUCAAGGUGCAAUACUCGUGUACGAUAUACAGAAUCGAGAGACCUUUGAAAAGGUUCAGGAUUGGGUGUUUACCCUCAGAGAAGAGAUUUCAUCAGACUUCGUAAUCGCUUUGGCUGGCAAUAAAAUGGAUAUGGAAAACAAUCGGCAUGUGUCGAAAGAAGAAGCAAAACAAUUUGCAACUGUGCAUAAUUGUUUAUUUUUGGAGACAUCUGCAAAGAGUAACAAGAAUGUGUCAUUCAUUUUCAAAGCGCUUGUCUUCGCACUACAUAAUCAGAAAGAAGAACGCAGUAAGGUUGUAAAAAACCAGGUAUCCAGCAAUGAAGUUGACCCCGAGCCUGAGGGGAUGAAGAAGAAGCGAAGACGUUGUUUUUGUCUUUGCUCCAUAUGUUAAGCAAUUCAUUAUGCGAUACGGCAACACCAUGUCGCUUAUGCUUAUUAAGUUGGUUGCACUUGCGGUCGGCAUAAAUAAGUAUAGCUUACCGUUAGGAAAUAGUAAAGCCUUGAAAUUAUUGCUUUUAUUAACUCAUUCUAGUUUUUAUUUUGAAAUCAUAAGUUGAAAUAAAUAGUACAUACUUAUUGUAGUUCUCGAUUACAUUUUUUUCAGUUUCAUUAUAAUUUUCCAUUUUUAUUUUACUUUACUCUCGCAUUUUAAUUGUAUAAUAAAGUAUUGUAUAUGUGUAUAUAUAUAUUUUUUUUUUAUGAUUUACUUUCUUGAUUUACUACUUGUUUCAUUUUAUAAGAAUAAUAUUUGUUGUAUUGUAUAAAUUUCAUGAAGAGUCAAAGUUUUUGAGUAGUUUCUUUUUUCUUGUUUGUUUUUGAAGAAAACAAUAAAUCAUAGCGAGAGUAUUAUACUAACUUACUACAAGGCAACUAAACGGCUUCAAUUUGAGUAGCGUUUUGCUCAUUUAACAUAUCAAAAAAUAACAGGAAAAACAUUAGAAUAUAUAACAUAAUAAAUUUCAGUUUAAUCUAAAAACUAAACAAAGUGGCAGAAAAUUGUUUUAAGGGCAGUUUCAAAGUUGAUAAAGAACACAUAGAAUUUAGAUUAUAAAUGUGAAUGAGAGUCGAAUAAUAAAAAUAGUUUAACAAAACAAAAUAUGCACGUAUGUAUGUAUGUCUGUUAAAAAAUGUUGAUUUAAAGGAAAGUAUUUCUUCAUAUUUUGUCAUAUGCAUUUUAUGUUUAUCAUUAUUCCACAUUAAAUAUCACUUACGUAAGAGAAGUAUCUGUUUUUUUUUUUUUGUUUUGGUUUUUGCUAGAUUUAGCUCCUAAACUACAAUUUUGUUCAAGUGUUUCUUAGUUCUGCUCAAUUUAUUGAUAAACCACAAUUUUUCUUUUUAUUAUAAUAUCAUUUCUGAUCCAUGAUAUUAUGCUUCUUUUUAAUCUAAACUUUUUGUUUUUUUUUUUCUCCUUUUUGUCAGUUAUUUCUAUAAAAUUUACAAAAUUACGUUCCAUUUCGUUAAGCUUCAAAUAGCUUGUCUCCAUCUGUAUACAUUGAAUUUCAUUUUUCGUUUUUAUUUUUUUGGAUUGGGACCUUUGCGAUAUAUAAACUCCCUUAACAUUUAGCUUAUGUACUAUAUUUAUCGGGGUUUUCUUUUGUUUCCAGUUUUUCUUGAAAUUUCAUCCACAAUGAGUUAAUUGCAAUUCACAUAAAUAUACGAAUAAUUCUAUAAUAGGUUAUACAAUCUUUAUAUUUUUAUUUUCGUCUAUUUCUUGUUUGAUUCCUUCUUUGAUUUAUACAACAAUCGGCUCAUCACCAUGCAAAUCACAAGAGCCAAUAUUCUCGCCCUGGUACGCCGAGAAAUCGCUUAUAACGGCUCUCGGCUCUGCACCGAAUUGUAUGUCUUGAAGGCAGCCCUUAAACGGUUCAAAGAAGCGGCCUUGCGUCCGUUUGCUCACCGAUUCCUGCUUGGGG